AUGGACAAACCUGCGCCGGCAACGCCGAUUCCGGCGCCGCACGGGCCGCAGCGCGCCGCGUCCGGCGACACUGCGGAGACACAGAAAGCCAUGGCCUCGUUGGCCCCCAUGCUCGAGGCGUUUGCGCCCAAAACAAGCGCCGAGGAGGCCAAGGGCGGCGUGGCCAGCCACCUUGCCGGCAGCAGCCCGCGGCGCAGCUCGCUCUCCGCGAUCUCCGAGCUGCUGCUGCUCACGGUGGACAACCGCAUCGGCAAAAUCGGCGUGUGCGCCAUGGACGCCAAGGCCAUGUCCAAGCCGUGCCGGCGCAUCUUGAGCCGCUUGAUCGAAAACGGCGAGUUCGAGACGGUCAUUUUCGGCGACAAGGUGAUCCUCGACGAGGCCAUCGAGAACUGGCCCACGUGCGACUUCCUCAUCAGCUUCUUCUCCACGGGCUUCCCCUUGGACAAGGCCAUUGCCUACGCCAACUACCGCCAGCCGUUCUUGCUCAACGACUUGGUGUUGCAGAAGGCCUUGUGGGACCGGCGGCUCGUGCUCAGCAUCCUCAACCACGCGCAGGUGCCCACGCCCCAGCGCUUGGAGAUCUCGCGGGACGGCGGGCCACGCGUCGACAAGGCGCUCCGCGCCACGUUGGUGGCCGUGGGCGUGCCGGCGCUGCACAUCGACCGGCUCACCAGCCAGCACGAGCCGGACUGGCGCAUGCUCGACGACGACACGCUCUACGUGGACGGCCAGGUGAUGGCCAAGCCCUACGUGGAGAAGCCCGUGGACGGCGAGGACCACAACGUGUACAUCUACUACCCGCGGGCCACGGGCGGCGGCGGGCGGCGGCUCUUCCGCAAGAUCGGCAACAAGUCGUCCGAGUUCGACGCGGACUUGAACGGGCCGCGCACCGAGGGCCUGUUCGUGUACGAGAAGUUCAUGGACACGGACAACCUCGAGGACGUCAAGGCGUACACGGUGGGGGCGGGCUUCUGCCACGCGGAGACGCGCAAGUCGCCGGUGGUGGACGGCAUUGUGCGCCGCAACACGCACGGCAAGGAGAUGCGCUUCGUCACGGAGUUGUCUGCGGACGAGAAGCGCAUGGCCAAGAACGUCAGCCGCGUGUUCCGCCAGACCAUCUGCGGCUUCGACCUCUUGCGCGUCAACGGCCAGAGCUACGUGAUCGACGUCAACGGCUUCUCGUUCGUCAAGGACAACAACGAGUACUACGACGCGUGCGCGUCCAUCUUGCGCACCAUGUUCGUGGAGGCCAAGAAGCGCCGCGACGUCAUCAAGAACAAAAUCCCGCGUACCGCGCAGAUCCACCAGUCGCAGUUCGAGGUCAAGGAGCAGAAGUGGGUCUUCAAGGGCGCGGUCUCGGUGAUCCGCCACGCGGACAGGACCCCGAAGCAGAAGUUCAAAUACUCCUUCCGCUCGCCCUUGUUCAUCUCGCUCUUGAAGGGCCACAAGGAGGAGGUCAUCAUCCGCGCAGAGCCCGACUUGCAGGUGGUCUUGGAGACCGUCAAGAUCGCCGAGGCCAAGCAGCUCGAGGACUUGAACAAGCUCCGCCAGUUGCGCGGCGCUUUGGAGAAGAAAAUGAGCUUUCCGGGCACCAAGAUCCAGAUCAAGCCUUCCUUGAACCCAGACAACCCGGACGUCGUGGACAAGGUCCAGUUCAUCUUGAAGUGGGGCGGCGAGCCCACGCACUCGGCCAAGCACCAGGCCUCCGACGUGGGCGAGCAGAUGGGGCAGAACAUCAAGCUCUUGAACCGCAAGGCCUUGAACGACGUCAAGGUCUACACCUCCUCCGAACGAAGAGUCAUCGCCAGUGCGCACUUGGCCACCUGCUCCAUGUUGGGCUUGGAAUCCUUGCCUGACGACUUCUUGAUCAUCCGCAAAGACUUGUUGGACGACUCCAACGCCGCGAAAGAUCUCAUGGACAAGGUCAAGAAGAAGUUGAAGCCCUUGUUGAGACAAGGCGCCGAGGCCCCGCCGCAGUUCACAUGGCCACCUAAGAUGCCCCAGCCGUUCGUUGUCAUCAAGCGGGUCUGCGAGUUGAUGGUGUUCCACAAAGAGAUCAUGGCGUUCAAUUUCGAAAAGUAUGACGUCAAUGAGUUCCAAAGCACCUGGUGCUGUGGGGAAGACCCGUACUUGUUCAAGGAACGCUGGGAUAAGCUCUUCCAGGAGUUCACCACCGUGGAGAAAACUCAUCCUUCCAAAAUCUCCGAGUUGUACGACACUAUGAAGUACGACGCCUUGCACAACAAGGACUUUUUGCGCAAGAUCUUCUCCUAUGACCCGUCCGAUAAGAAACUUCUCAAGCGCUUGGCUGAUAACUGUGAUGGAACCGUCAAUUCGUCCGGGUUGGUCAGCGAGUACCCAAUCAAUAUAUUGGCCAUGAACGGUUUCAAAAUCCCUAGUGAAACGGUCCCGACUACUUCCUCCUCCUCCAAUUCGUCAAGUGCCACAAACUUUACGAACAUAAAUGCCUUGGCCGGCUCAUUGGGUUGGGUUUUGACAGGCUCUACCUCUUCGUCAAAGGAUGAGUCGUCAUCGAAAGAAAGCUCUUCAUCAAAAAAGGCUCCCGAGAACGAAUUUGAUGACCCUACCUAUGCCCGGCUCAGAGAGUUAUAUAGGCUCUCAAAAGUGCUUUUCGACUUUAUCUGUCCUCAAGAAUACGGUAUUAAGGACGAGGAAAAGCUCGAUAUUGGCUUGUUGACUUCUUUGCCUUUGGCGAAACAAAUUCUUUCGGAUAUCCAAGACAUGAAAAAGCACGACAAGGCCGCCGUGGUGAACUACUUCACAAAGGAAUCUCACAUCUACACGCUCUUGAAUAUCAUCUACGGAGCCCAACUCCCAAUGAAAAUCGCUAGAAAUGCCUUGCCUGAGUUGGAUUACUUGUCUCAGAUCACCUUUGAGAUCUACGAAUCCGGCGACUCCUCGAGCCCAGGCGGCCAGAAGCACUCCAUAAGACUAUCUCUCUCGCCUGGUUGUCACACACAGGAUCCUUUAGAUGUCCAUCUUGAUGAUGAUCACUACAUCGGUUGCAUUCCUCGUCUCAGUUUGACGAGACAUUUAGACAUGGAUUUGGUCACCCAGAGAUUGAAGUCAAGGUUCCCACGAGUGUCAAUGCCCAAGAAGUUCACCCCGGUGAACAUCUCCAGCCCUCUUACUUCGGAGAUAUAG
This is a messenger RNA of Metschnikowia bicuspidata var. bicuspidata NRRL YB-4993, 3165 nucleotides long. It is a transcript of the gene AFL1, whose product is annotated as inositol polyphosphate kinase. Gene Ontology annotation, biological process: inositol metabolic process; inositol phosphate biosynthetic process. Bases 1 to 3165 code for a protein of 1054 amino acids. Gene Ontology annotation, molecular function: inositol hexakisphosphate kinase activity; 5-diphosphoinositol pentakisphosphate 1-kinase activity; diphosphoinositol pentakisphosphate kinase activity. NCBI's taxonomy places the organism in Eukaryota, Fungi, Ascomycota, Pichiomycetes, Serinales, Metschnikowiaceae. The transcript has 2 exons. The record is from RefSeq and is a predicted model, not a curated record. Gene Ontology annotation, cellular component: cytosol.